Lipotes vexillifer (Yangtze River dolphin) is the source of this 602-nucleotide messenger RNA. Its product is annotated as ras-related protein Rab-27B. The coding region runs from base 119 to 499 and encodes 126 amino acids. Gene Ontology annotation, molecular function: GTPase activity; GTP binding. The transcript is spliced from 4 exons. The record is from RefSeq and is a predicted model, not a curated record. Lineage: Eukaryota; Metazoa; Chordata; Mammalia; Artiodactyla; Lipotidae.
UAACACACAGGGACCAAAUGCCUCAACGGGGAAAGCAGUUAAGGUGCAUCUUCAGCUUUGGGACACAGCAGGACAAGAGAGAUUCCGGAGCCUCACCACUGCGUUUUUCAGAGACGCCAUGGGUUUCUUAUUAAUGUUUGACCUCACCAGUCAACAGAGCUUCUUAAAUGUCAGAAACUGGAUGAGCCAACUGCAAGCAAAUGCUUAUUGUGAAAAUCCAGAUAUAGUAUUAAUUGGCAACAAGGCAGACCUGCCAGACCAGAGAGAAGUCAACGAACGGCAAGCCCGGGACCUGGCUGACAAAUACAGCAUACCAUAUUUUGAAACAAGUGCAGCGACUGGCCAGAAUGUGGAAAAGGCUGUGGAAACCCUUCUGGACUUAAUAAUGAAACGAAUGGAACAGUGUGUAGAGAAGACCCAAGUCCCCGACACUGUCAAUGGUGGUAGUUCUGGGAAGCUGGAUGGGGACAAACCAGCAGAGAAGAAGUGUGCCUGCUAAACUUUACCCUACGAACUGGUCAUCCAGAACCCCACGCAAGCAUCACUUCCAAAAAGAGUGACAAACCACACAAUUGUUGUUGAGUAGAUCAUGCAUAAUGGCA